GUCUGAACUCUCAUGUUUUAUUCCCUUAUCUACAUUACAUCCGAAACAUAAUUUUUCGGCUGUUCUAGAGCUCCUAUGUCGUUCCCUGAACCAUCCCGUCGGUUGCCGAUUCAGCACUACGUUCAUUAUCCUGUUAUCGAGCAUGAGAGACUUAGACCCCAGAGUCCCGAGUAUCCGGAUCCGUCGAGUCACUAGAGAAAUAGCCUCGGUUUUAAAGAGGUUCUUAUAAGGGUCUCAUCGCGCUCUGACGCCACCAAGUCCGCUCCAUGCAAUCAAUGAAUCAUAAUCACCUUCCGUACUUGACCUUGUGUCUCUCACAUAAUGUGUCGACAUAUACCGACAUCUCCCACACAAAGCAUAGCUUCACUCCUCGCCACCGUUGUGGUAGUCGGAGCCACGCGCAUCCGUGAAAAACAGAAAGAGAAGAAGGAGGCACGUCGAAAGGAGAGCCAGCAGUUCGAGAAAGAGCUGCUUCAUGAUUUGGAAGAUGAACAAACGCAGACAGAGAUAGAUCUUGUCGAUAAGUUUGCGGAUGGGAAGGCUCAGAACAAGGCGAUGGCAGGUCAGGCGCUAGAAUCAGAGCCAUUAUGGAAGGCUGCCAAAGACAUUGAACCACACGAACAAGUACAGACCUCUAAGGCUAAGAAGUCGAAUAAGAAGGACCCAGAUUCGCCUCGCGUGCGUUGGAAGUCGGCUUACUCCAAGCUUGAUGACGAGAAAAGAAGUCGGACAGAGGAGAUAACGGUCCGGUUAGAGAAAGAAUCACAGUCGGCAACCAAACCACCUGCUGCGAAAGAGUAUACGGUAACAGGAAAGGGGAGACACGUCAAGAGGGAUUCCGGGACCGCUGAGACUGACCCGAUGACGGAUACGCCUAAAACUGAGCGGAACAUACUAGUGAUGGAAGCCGAGAUAGCCAAACAGGAAGAGAUUCAGGAUCAGGUGGAAAAUUUGAUCUCUGGUCGGGUGGCUUGGAUAGAACCGCACCAGCAGCGUAACGACGGGGACGAUUUGAGAAUCAAAGCAUUGUCAGAGAUAGGAAAAGCAUGGACUAUGGCGCCUACAAAAAGCUGCCGUGGAAGCCGAAGGGCUGAAGGAAGGAUGUCCGGUAGCUGCCAUGGAAGAAAGCGAAGUGAAGGAGGUUGCGCUGGAAGAAGGCCCCAGAGAGUAGAAACAUGGUUCUAAAAGAAGCUGGUCUGAGAUUGGACGUGACUUCAUGGAUAUACAAGAAAUGGAGGAUUUUGGGGUCUUCUUUAGACUUUGUAUAAGUACAUUUCCUUGUAAAAGGAACCCGUACACUCGUUUACCGCUACAAGAGGAGCUUCAUAUUGUUUUGAGCAUUCCCAGUAAGAAAGAAGUUUGGCGCUGCCCCCGAUUUCUAUUAGUACGUUAGAGGCCCCCAGAUGCUUGCAGGAAAGUGUACGGAUAUCUAUAGCAAGGCACUGUAUUCUUUGGAAUGUCAGAGUCGGGUUUUCUAGGUUACACAUGGUCAGUUAGUAUUAGAAGUCCUUCGCUGGAUUUUAAACAAUCCCAAACGUUAGAACGGUACAGUGUGUAUGGC
Mytilinidion resinicola is the source of this 1561-nucleotide messenger RNA. RefSeq lists its product as uncharacterized. Bases 322 to 1185 code for a protein of 287 amino acids. The record is from RefSeq and is a predicted model, not a curated record. The transcript has a single exon. NCBI's taxonomy places the organism in Eukaryota, Fungi, Ascomycota, Dothideomycetes, Mytilinidiales, Mytilinidiaceae.